AUGUUCCUCUCACCCAUUGCAGCAAGGAGCAAAGCGCUACGACCAAGCAGUCUACGCUUGACACGCCUGCUACAGCAAUGUCGCGCUCAGUCGACAUUCCUUGACGAAAAGCCGUAUUGGGAGCACAUUCCAUCAUGGAGCCAUGUCUCGACAGACGAAUUUGUCUCUUACCGGUGGCAGCUACGCAACACUGUCUCAGAUAAGCACAAACUGUACCGUUUCCUCUCCGAAACGUUGCCGGACAAACUUGGCCCGACUGAGAAUGAUCAACUCAAGAAGAUCACCACCAAACAAGCCUUCAUCGAGGAUGCCGUGGCUGCCAUUCAGCUAGCGCCCAUGGCCAUCCGACUGACUCCCCAUAUUCUCUCGCGUGUGGACUGGGCGAACCCCUUGGAUGAUCCAGUUCGCCGGCAAUUUCUUCCGUUGAGAAGUGGUAUUGUUCCCGAUCAUGAAAAGCUCACCCUAGACUCGUUGCACGAAGAAGACGAUAGCCCUGUACCUGGACUAGUUCAUCGUUAUCCGGGUAGAGCCCUGUUCCUAGCAACAUCGAUCUGUCCAGUGUACUGUCGCUUCUGCACCCGAUCGUAUGCAGUUGGUCCAAAGACUGAAAUUGCAUCAAAGAGGCCACAGAAGCCCAGCCGCAAGCGAUGGGAGGUCAUCUUUCAGUAUAUCGAAAACCACCAAGACCUUCAAGAUAUUGUGGUCUCCGGCGGUGAUGCCUACUACUUGGCGCCUGACGACCUCAAAGAUAUUGGUGAACGUCUUCUCAACAUUCCGCAUGUUCGACGCGUUCGCUUUGCAUCAAAAGGUCUUGCCGUCGCUCCUGGCCGCUUCCUCGAUGAGACAGAUCCCUGGUCCGACACACUGAUCGAUCUUUCCAAACAAGGCCGAAGCAUGGGGAAACAAGUCUGUCUUCAUACCCACAUCAACCAUGCCAAUGAAAUCACGUGGGUUACAAGAAAGGCUGCAAACAGGCUGUUCGAACAUGGCGUUAUCGUACGCAACCAGGCUGUGCUCUUGAACGGAGUAAACAACAGCCCCGAGGCACUCUCAGAGCUUAUUACUACUCUUUCGAACAUCAACAUUCAGCCUUACUAUAUUUACCAGUGUGACAUGGUCUCAGGUAUUGAGGACCUGCGCACCCCGCUUCACGAGAUCAUCAAGCUCGACAAGCAACUUCGGGGAACCUUCUCAGGUUUUAUGAUGCCGUCCUUUGUCGUCGAUCUCCCUGGAGGCGGUGGGAAGCGUCUUGUCUCCACCUACGAUUCCUACGACAAGAAGACUGGUGUUGCCGAGUAUAGCGCACCCGGUUUGCCUGGCGUAAAGGGCACAAGGAAGUAUAACUACUAUGACCCCAAGCAUGUACAAGCCGCAGACCUCGAAGAGUUCCGUCAACAUCAACACCAGGCACUUGCACAAGGCAUUUCUCUCUCGGAGUUUGCUCGAGCGACCUACUCUAAUUCUGCACGUCCACAAUCUGGUAUACCAACGAAUCAAGAGUUACAACUACCAUUUGGGGCUACAAGCAUCACACACGAAUGGGGAAGUGCCUCAGCCCAUGCUGGCUAA
Molecule: messenger RNA, 1569 nt
Organism: Cucurbitaria berberidis CBS 394.84
Lineage: Eukaryota; Fungi; Ascomycota; Dothideomycetes; Pleosporales; Cucurbitariaceae
Product: kama family protein
Exons: 6
Coding region: 1-1569 (522 amino acids)
Molecular function (GO): catalytic activity; iron-sulfur cluster binding
Source: RefSeq, a predicted model, not a curated record